Molecule: messenger RNA, 3135 nt
Organism: Platichthys flesus (European flounder)
Lineage: Eukaryota; Metazoa; Chordata; Actinopteri; Pleuronectiformes; Pleuronectidae
Product: G protein-activated inward rectifier potassium channel 1-like
Exons: 3
Coding region: 386-1933 (515 amino acids)
Biological process (GO): potassium ion import across plasma membrane; regulation of monoatomic ion transmembrane transport
Cellular component (GO): plasma membrane
Molecular function (GO): G-protein activated inward rectifier potassium channel activity
Source: RefSeq, a predicted model, not a curated record
UGCGCACUGUAGCCUGGUGUCCACAUCCAGCGGCUCAUUGAGCAGCAGCACCUCAGUGGAUCCACCAAGGACGCAGCCUUUUCCAUGUGAAUACAGCUUUUGUUUCACGCGUUCUUUCCACUGGGUUCUCUCUCUUUUGUUCCAGGGUGAGCGCAAAAGUUGGCGCCUGCGAAGAGCCGAGUGUGACUGAAACAUGCCCAUUGCGCAGAAUCUGUGCUCACUCGCGGUGAUUCUACGGGAGAGGAGCGCGUCUCCACCUCACGGGACGCAGGACGCGCGCUGAAUGUUGCCGCAUGGUGUCUGUGCAGGAGGGAACCAAAGUUGCGUAAAGAGCCCGAUCCUGCACAAGUAGCGACCGCCUGUCACCAACAAGGGGAUUGGAACCAUGUCGGCCAUACGGAGGAAAUUUGGGGAGGACUACCAGGUGGUGAACACCAACCAGGGCAUGACUUUCGCCGCCCAGGUGAAGAAGAAGAGGCAGCGGUUCGUGGAGAAGAACGGCCGGUGCAACGUCCAGCACGGUAACCUUGGCGGGGAGACCAGCCGGUACAUCUCCGACCUCUUCACCACGCUGGUGGACCUCAAGUGGCGCUGGAACCUGCUCAUCUUCAUCCUCACCUACACGGUGGCGUGGCUCGUCAUGGCUUCCAUGUGGUGGGUGAUCGCCUACAUCCGCGGCGACCUGACCCCCGGCGGCCACGAGGACUCCUAUACGCCGUGCGUCGCCAACGUGUACAACUUUCCCUCCGCGUUCCUCUUCUUCAUCGAGACGGAGGCGACCAUCGGCUACGGCUACCGCUACAUCACGGAGAAGUGUCCGGAGGGGAUCAUCCUCUUCCUCUUCCAGUCGCUGAUGGGCUCCAUCGUGGACGCCUUCCUCAUCGGCUGCAUGUUCAUCAAGAUGUCGCAGCCGAAGAAGCGCGCGGAGACGCUGAUGUUCAGCCAGAGGGCGGUGAUCUCGCAGCGGGACGGGAAGUUGUGCCUCAUGUUCCGAGUAGGGAACCUGCGGAACAGCCACAUGGUGUCCGCGCAGAUCAGGUGCAAACUCAUCAAGUCCCGGCAGACCCCGGAGGGCGAGUUCCUGCCGUUGGACCAGUGUGAGCUGGACGUGGGCUUCGGGACGGGGGCGGACCAGCUCUUCCUGGUGUCACCACUAACCAUCUGCCACGAGAUCAACCCCAAGAGCCCGUUCUUCGAUCUGUCGCAGCGCUCCCUCAUGAACGAGCAGUUUGAGAUUGUCGUCAUCCUCGAAGGCAUCGUGGAAACCACUGGAAUGACAUGCCAGGCGAGGACAUCUUUCACGGAGGAUGAGGUCUUGUGGGGUCAUCGCUUCCUUCCUGUCAUGUCACUAGAGGAGGGCUUCUUCCGAGUCGACUACUCCCAGUUCCACAACACCUUCGAGGUUCCUACACCCCCCUAUAGUGUCAAAGAGCAGGAGGAGAAGUCGUCCGUGACGUCCCCCAACUCUCUGUCCGUCGCGCCCACCCCCUCCUCUCCUCAGCCGGGUAACGGUGCCCGAGGGGGCCGCAGGGAAAGGCUCCUGUCAGCCGACUAUGUGGACCACGCAGAUGACCAAGCCAUGAGGCUGCCCAGCAAACUGCAGCGCAUGAGCUCCACCAAGGAGGAGACCUUCUGGAGGGGGUUGAAGACAGGGGCGGCCUUGCCAGGGGGGAAGGCCGCCAGCAUGGGAGACCUGCCGCUUAGUAUUCAGAGGCUGCGGUCCAGCUCCAUCCCGGUCACAAGGCAAGCACAGCUGGAGGAGCAGGUUCAGCUGCUGUCUUUGGACGGAGAGGAGGUCGAGCUGGAGAAGCACAGACUGCCAGCAGCCAUUAGCACCAUCAGUGCUCCAACACCAGUCCAGAUCUCCAUGAUCGGGGGUCGGCCGGAGGACAACCUGCCCGCCAAACUGCGCAGAAUGAACGUUGACCGCUAACACCUGUGGACAACCUUUCAAACUUAAAGGACAUUUUGAAAUCGAAUCAGGCUCUACGGGACUUGUAUAUAUAAAGACUAUUGUGAUAUGAUUAUUUAAUUUUUUCCUGCAAGCUGGGUCUGGUAUUUUAGAUUUAACCAAGUUGUCCAUUUCCACAAACAGGAGGACGACACCAAUAAGCCAUCCGUCCGCUCAGACUGUGAGUCAUUUUUUGAUAGAUCACCAUCUGUGCCCCCUGCCGACUCUUAACACUUCUGCCCAUGCGCUUGUUUCUUUCAUUUCAGUUCACCGGGGUUUGCAUUGAAGAUUUUCUUAUUAUCUCAAACAACAACUUUUUAAAUAUUCAAGCACCAGUUGUAAAUCACGGGGAUUGUCCACUAGCUUAACCACAAGGCCUGUCAAGCUUUGGAUUUCUCCCUAAGCAGAGCACAUAGGACUGUAGCUGGAGUUCUUUUAACCUUUUGUAGAACCAAACCCCACAAGCGCUAAAAGCGGAGACGGUGAGAUAGAUGGUGUUGAGUUUGCAAAUACUUCUUGCUAACUUGAAAUUAAAAACAUCAUGUGUGAAAAAACAAACUUAGCACGUUAGACAAGCAGCCACAUGAGCUGUACAGAGAACAAAAAUAAAGAAAGGAUCCCUGAUGUUUCAUGAACCAACUCCAAACUGCAACACUAGAACAAAUAUAUUUUACCCAUUUUACCCUUAAUAACCUUAUUUACAGGGAACUCAUGAGGAAGCUGAAGUUAGCCUCAUUACAGUACUAUUAGAUAAGGUACGAAAUCGAUAGUAAUCGGCUGUAAAUCUGUAACGCUGGCGUCUACCUCCGUCUGAAGUCAACAAACCAUUGUUUGUUAAAAAUUACUGAGAAUUUGAAUUUUGUAAGCUGCGUUCAGUAUGUGCCAAUCAAUCAACCUGGAAAAGGUACAAAAAUCGAAGAUCUCUGACACACAAUUCAGGUUGAUGCACCAUAUUUAUUUAUCACUUGUACUGUAUAUUUGUUUAUUUGGAUGCACAUUGACUCGUGUGUUUAUUACUGUACAAUUUUAACUAUUAUCAAUCUUUGGACGACUGACUUUCUUUCAUCAUGAACUGAGUAAUUAAAAAGGAAAACAAAUACAUGGGAAUGCAGGGACGCUGACAUCAGGGGACACAUGUCUUAUUAUUGUGCCAAUAUCAAGGUAGAGUUUAAACUUCAUAAUUG